This is a messenger RNA of Tyto alba (common barn owl), 3049 nucleotides long. It is a transcript of the gene CLASRP, whose product is annotated as CLK4 associating serine/arginine rich protein. Bases 192 to 2126 code for a protein of 644 amino acids. The transcript is spliced from 14 exons. NCBI's taxonomy places the organism in Eukaryota, Metazoa, Chordata, Aves, Strigiformes, Tytonidae. The record is from RefSeq and is a predicted model, not a curated record.
CCUCCGUUACGUCAUCCCCCUGUCCCAACGCGCAGCUCCCUGUUCCCUUCCGCCGGCUCUUCCGCAGGCGCCUCACUUCCGCUUCCGGGUCGCCUGACGGCGGCGGGAGCAGCCUUCCCCACACCGCCACCUCCUCCUCUUCGUUCCCCCCACCCACCCACCCUCCCACACGAACCGGGGGGGUCGCCAGGAUGUGGCACGAAGCCCGCAAGCAUGAGCGCAAGCUGCGGGGGAUGAUGGUGGACUACAAGAAGCGAGCCGAGCGCCGCAGGGAGUACUACGAGAAGAUCAAAAAGGACCCAGCUCAGUUCCUGCAGGUGCAUGGCCGGGCCUGCAAGGUCCACCUGGAUUCGGCCGUCGCGUUGGCCGCCGAGAGCCCCGUCAACAUGAUGCCCUGGCAGGGGGACACGAACAACAUGAUCGAUCGCUUCGACGUGCGGGCGCACCUGGACUAUAUCCCCAUGUACACCCCGCCCCUGCUGAACCCCAUCUCCCCUGAGCAGGAGUCUGACGAGAGAAAAUGUAACUACGAGCGGUACCGAGGCCUGGUGCAGAACGACUUUGCCGGCAUUUCAGAGGAGCAGUGUCUCUAUCAGAUCUACAUCGAUGAGCUCUACGGGGGACUCCAGAAGCCAAACGAAGAUGAGAAAAAGAAGCUGGCGGAGAAAAAGGCCUCCAUCGGCUACACGUAUGAGGACAGCACCGUGGCUGAGCUCGAGAACUCCUUGGAGAAGAGGGGCGAUGAGGAAGACUCCGAGGAGGACAGCAACACCGACGAAGACGAAGUCAUCCCUGAUAUCGAUGUGGAAGUAGAUGUGGACGAGCUCAACCAGGAGCAAGUGGCCGACCUGAACAAGCAGGCGACCACCUACGGCAUGGCCGAGGGCGACUUCGUCAGGAUGUUGCGGAAGGACAAAGAGGAGGCAGAAGCUAUUAAAAACGCCAAAGCUCUAGAAGAAGAAAAGGCGAUGUACUCGGGCCGUCGCUCUCGCCGCCAACGGAGGGAGUUCAGGGAGAAACGCUUGAAAGGGAGGAAAAUCAGCCCGCCCAGCUACGCACGGAGAGACAGCCCCACUUACGAUCCCUACAAACGCUCCCCCUCGGAAUCGACGUCGGAAUCCCGCUCCCGUUCCCGCACCCCGUCUCCAGGCCACGAGGAAAAAAUCACCUUCAUCACCAGCUUCGGCGGCAGUGACGAGGAAGCGGCGGCGGCCUCCGCCCAAACCCCCGGUGGCCCCGGAAAAACCGCCACGCUCAGCAAACAGCGUUCCACCCCAGGGCAGCCGGGCAGCACCGCGGCAGGUCAUAGCAGCUCGUCCCGGUCGGUAACUUUUCCUAUUCGGCUUGUUUUUUCAUCCCUUACCCGCAGGGACACGCUCCCGAGACCAGGGAGGGGAGAGCGUGGUGGGAGGGAGCCCCCCCAUCACCUAACGCCACGGGCCGUCUGCCUGCACCCCCCACCCCGAGGGUAUCUCCGAGCCAUCGUGGAGACGGGAGCAGGGUGGGGGACUGGAAUUUGCGCCCUAAAAUUAAGGAAAUGUCUGCCAGCUCCGGGACGAAGCGGCGUGGCUCAUGUCCUGGCACAGCUGGGAGUUUUGGGGGGGCUUGCAGAACCUCGAGGCGUGAUGCCAUGUAGGGGGGAUGGUCCCUUCCCCACGCCCCCCGUGUGCCAACGAUCCCAUGUGUCCCUUCCAGGAGACGUUCCUCAUCUUCCUCCACCUCCCCGACCUCCUCCUCGUCCUCCAGCUCGCGCUCCAGCUCCCGCUCGCACCGCGGCGGCGGUUACCACCGCUCCAGCCGCUACUGCCGCUCCCGCAGCCGCCGCUACUCGCGCUCCCGCAGCCGCAGCCGCCGCUACUCAGGCGGGGGGGGCUCGCGGGACAGCCGCCGCCGCUCCAGAUCCUAUUCCCCCGACCGGGGAUAUCGCUACAGCUCCCGCCGCCGCUCCAGGAGCCGUUCCAGGUCUGGGGAGCGUUACCGGCGAGGCGGCAGGUCCAGCCGACACUGGAGCAGCAGCCGGAGCAGCCGGAGCCCCAGUGACUCGCGCAGCCGCAGCAAGUCGGUGUCUCCGGUGCGCGAGAAACCGCCGAGACCUACAGCAUCGCCCGCCGUGGGGGAGAAACUGAAAAAGGCUGAAAGUGCUGCUGGUAAAGAGACAGGAGCUGCCAAAGUCAGUAAGAAUUUAACCUCCCCUGUUUAAUUGGCAUCUCUGCAGAGCAGGCUCAGGGACGCGGUGGUGGAGGUGCCGGGACUGGCGCCGGGUGCCCCCCCCACCCCUUGCAUCUCCCUCCUUGGAGCUGGGGGGGGGGGCGGCUGCUAGGCGGGGGCCAUGGGCCACUUGGGGCAGUCCUGGCUCUGGAGGGGGGGUGGGAAACAGGGGACCCCCACCCCCCCACCCCAGGAUCCAGCAGGCACUGGGUGCCACCUGCACUGAAGCUAGGGGGGUCUUACUGGCGGCCGUCCCCAUGCCCGGCGGGUCCUCACACUGUUUUUUGGGGGGUGGGGGGGGGAGGUGGUGGCAGGGGGUUGGGGGAGCCCUUUGCCCCCCCCACCGUCCCUUUGGAGAGAGGUGGCCGUCCCCUGUAGCUCUGAUGCCACCAAGUCCCUGGUGUCCCCAGGAGCUGUCCCUGCGUGUCCCCAGAUGCCACCUCCACAGGGCUGUGGGUGGGGGGCGGUGUGCGCAGUUUCCUCCUUCCACCGCCACCCUUGGCGGCUGCUGUUUGUCCCCAUAUCACCCACGGGUGACACACCCAGGUCCCCCCACAUCACCCACAGGUGACAUGCCGUGAUCCCCACUGCUCGGGGACAAGGGUGCGAGUGUGACCGAUGUGGGCAGAGACACCCAAACCCCGUGGGGACACCCACCCACCCACUCAGAGGUGGCACCCAGGGGGUGGCAGCACCCAGAUCCACCGGGGGGGGGGGGGGGCGGCGGUGACUGGGGGGGGUCCCCAAGCUGGGGUCACCGUGGGUGCACCGUGUCCCCCCCCCCUUCACACGCAGCUCUGGUUUCUUGCAGCCCAAACUGACACCGCAGGAGAAGCUGAAG